Messenger RNA from Folsomia candida, 2552 nucleotides. RefSeq lists its product as uncharacterized. The transcript is spliced from 4 exons. Lineage: Eukaryota; Metazoa; Arthropoda; Collembola; Entomobryomorpha; Isotomidae. The record is from RefSeq and is a predicted model, not a curated record. Bases 312 to 1151 code for a protein of 279 amino acids.
ACCUAAAUGUAUUUGAAGUUUGUUAUUUCAUCAUAAGUUUGGUCACAAAUAGUGCGGAACAUACCUUUUGAAAAUCAAUAAUAAAACACCUACGUACAUGCAUUUUGUGACUUGGCUCUGUACAUAUUACAGGUAUACCCGGUCCGAGUUGUUUCUGAGACGAGUGAAAGUGGAGCGAGUUAAAAGUUUAUUAUUAUUAUUCACACAUGUUCCACAAUCAUUGAACAUUGGAAUUUGAUGUGUUGAUUUCUUAAGAAAUAUUAAAUACUUUGAUCAGUAAAAUCAAUUUCUAAAUAAGCCACGAAUUUGCCAUGGAAGGGCUCCUUGCCAGAGUGGACUAUUUGGAAAAUAUCGUCUCAAAAUUAGCAAAAUGGACACACUUUUGUGAAGUUGUAAAUUUUGAUUUACCUUCAGUCGUUUCACUGGAAAAUGGAUGUGAAAAAGUUAACGCAAAAUCUUCUAAAUCUCGGCGGCGAGGUCGACGAUCUCCUCUUCCAUUCACGCUUUCACCGGGAGAAGUAACAAAUCCUAAUAUUACUUCAGAUGAGACAGUUAUCAAGACUGAGGAGGAGGUCGACACUUUCGAAGAAAUGCAGACAGAUGAUGACCCCGAUUUCGUAAUAUUUCCUCAAACCGAAAGUUUUCAAAUUGAUUCCUUACAUCCGUCGGCGUCGUCAUCGUCCAACAAUUGUGUUGGAGAUGAAAGUAGUUUAUUCAGUACGGGAAGUACAUUGACUGUGGUGGAAUCUAACAAAGGGAAACCGAUCGUCCUUCAUGACGGAUAUUCGUUUAAUUUUCGAAAAUCUGGGGUCGACAAAGCAAUCUGGGUGUGUGAACGACUACGACGUGACAAGUGUAAUGCCCGGCUUCACACAUCACUUAACGUUUCAAGCCCCACACUCUUGAAAGAACUUGGAUCUCACAACCAUAGCCCGAAUCCUAUUUCCUGCGAAGUUCGCGAAAUCCGCACCAAAAUAAGAAAAGAUGCCAAAGCGACAAGCGAUAACCCAGCAACAAUAAUAGCCCGAAAUGUGAGUCAAGCUUCAGCCGAAACAAAGGGUACUCUUCCACUUAGGCAGCAUCUGAAGCGAACGAUAAGGUCGAUCCGGGCAAGUGGGUCGGGCUCGCGAACUAUUCCCCAUCGACGAUAGUGAAACUCAGUCGCUGACGACUGAAUAUUUCCAGCUUGUGUGGUAGGUAAGCAAGAAGACAAAGGGACCGUACAUAAAUCACGCGAUCGAUUUUGGGGAAAUUUUGACUGCUAGGCUUCCCUCCUGUGUCCUAAACGCCCCGUCGAUCACAUGCUUUCGGCACCCGCCCCUUAACCAUAGUGAAAAGCCAGUUUUACUAAUGUAUAUGAUAAUUUUGGUGAUUAAAAUAGCUUAUUCAAGAAAUGGCUUAUUUCCUAGGGUGGCUUAAGGGGUGUGGCUGAUCUCUAUAUGCCGGUGCAUAAUUAUGCGCUGUGAAAAAAUACCUGUAUGAAAUUUCUGCGUAGGAUUGUUUUCUUUGUGGACAUAAUACCUUACAGAAGUGCAAGAACUGCAAGAAAUAAACCCCAGCUAGCCGAUAGUCCGUAUAAUUACGUGUAAUAACCAGAGUUAACAGAUAGAUGGCUCGUAUGUAUCUCUUGAAUUUCUUGCCCCGUGAAUUUAUUACAAUACGAGAAAUGUGGAAAAUGGUGCAAAAAAUACCUCGUACAAUUUGGUGAAUUGAGCCAUAUUUAUUUCAAUGGAAAAAAAUCAAGCAUUAUGACAUGAAUUUGGUUAGUCCGCACUCAACUCGUUUUACUUUUUAAAUGUAUGUUGCAGAAUUUGGCAUCUGAUCCUGUCGUCACUUUGACAUCGUCUAAAAAUCGUCCCAUGAUCACCAAAGGCGGAUACCUGUUCAAUUUUAAUAAGCUCGGAGCCCACAAAAAGAUAUGGCGGUGUACUCACCACCGUCAACAUGGAUGUCCCGCACGCCUCCAUACCACAGAUAGUGACACCAAUCCCGAAGUUAUGGGCGAACUUGGGACUCAUAAUCACGUCCCGGACGCCAAAUUCUGUCUGGUACAGCUCGCCUGGAAUAAAAUAAGGGACACUGCCGCAAAUUCGACUAUACCAACGGCUGAAAUUGUCGCCAUGCAUUCCUCCAUGUUUUCUCAGGCAGGCGAAGACAUCGCCCCUUUAAAGGAAUCUAUUUCGAGGACCAUUAGGAAUAUUAGAAGCAGGAGGAGAAACAUUCUUGAAAAUUCUACGUAAAUAAUGAGGAUAUUCAUCAUUAAUUAUUAGCAUAGGAAUAAAAAAACAAGAGGUCGAGUAUCAAAUCUAAAUCUUGAGUCAAGAUUCUUGACAACGAUCAGAAAAUCUCGUAACCGUCGUGACUUAUUCUACGAUACGAAAGAAUUAUAAAUACCCUCGUAGGAAAAACAAAAUUCAAAAAUUUAUUAUAUGAUUUGUACUUUUGAGAUUGAUUGGAUCAGGAGGAGCGUCGUAACGUAAUGCCUCUUAAAUUUGUAACAUGUUUAUAUUUGCCAAAUGAAUAAACAAAUAGUAAUUAUACCGCUCAUUUAA